Molecule: messenger RNA, 4443 nt
Organism: Ramularia collo-cygni
Lineage: Eukaryota; Fungi; Ascomycota; Dothideomycetes; Mycosphaerellales; Mycosphaerellaceae
Product: related to peroxin-6
Exons: 2
Coding region: 1-4443 (1480 amino acids)
Biological process (GO): protein import into peroxisome matrix
Cellular component (GO): peroxisomal membrane; cytosol
Molecular function (GO): ATP binding; ATP hydrolysis activity
Source: RefSeq, a predicted model, not a curated record
AUGGCCCACAAAAGUCCGCCGCCGCCGGACUCGGGCUCGGGCUCGUUGAAGCGCAAGAGGAGACGGCGCGAGGACAAGCCCGCCAUUUCCGCCCGUCUGUACCUCGACAGCAACUUCAAGGGCGAGGUGGGCGUGCUCUCCGAGGAUCUGGUCCUCGAUCUAUUCCCGGACGCGACGUCGACCUCUGCGAUAGCCCUGCACGCUGCUCUCACGCCAUGGGCUCCCAAUCCCUCGCCUGCUGACUCCCACUGGACGGUCCUGCCCUUUCGAGGCCAGACUGCCAACGAGAAGCCUCUGCCUGCAUCUACAAUUCGAUUUCCGGCAUCCGCACAGGGUACACAGAGCUUUGUCCGCCUCGUUCAGCUGCUCUCGCCCACCAAGACGCUACGUCAGAACAGCGCCAUUGAGGUUCGAAUCAGCGAUGUGGUCCCGCUCCCCCUCGAUACAGUAUUCGUUGCCGUCGACACCGAAGCUCUACAGAAGCUCGACGAGGCCGUUAAGAGAUAUGGUGGUGGAUCAGCGAGCAAUGCGAUCCAGGCCGCUCGCAGGCCGGGCAAGAGAGCGGUUGCAGAUGGACAGGAAGAUGGCGUAUCUGCGGAGAUCGAUGUGAGGGUCAAGUCGUUGGUCAAUGAGGCAUUGGGAUAUGCACAAGUGGUGCACACAGAGGAUUUUCUCCCUAUUCCUCUGGCUCACCCAGUCACCCACACAUCAGCACAGCCCGUGAAGAUUCUGGCUUGCGAACCCGUCUCCCAGGGCAUCAUCACACCGAAGACCAACAUCGUAGUUGUGCCUACGUCAGACAAGAAACAAAAGCCAUACACUAGCAAGUCUAUGCUAUCGCCUCGUCUUGAUGAGGAUUCUGGGGAGGAAGAUACUGCGAAUGAGGCUUUCUUCUCUGCCACGGAGGAGGCUUCCCCGGUCAAACCAGUUGUGACCUCCAAAUCUGCCACCGACAUGUCUAAUACCGACGAUUUCUUGGACUCCAGCGCUGAAGACAGCAACCUCUCAGACGAUUCAGACGACAUGAUUUCUCUUGCUAAGCCCGGUCUUGCCGACAUGCCUUCCGGAUUGAGCUCUGCUCUCACGUCUGCUACGCCGCGACCUUUUGGAUCACGAACGCAUGGCAUUAGUACGCCGGGAUCUGUUUUUUCCAACAUGACGUCCACCACGAUCCGCGGUGGUCAGGCAGUGCGCAGCAAGGUGUUUCGGGCUCAGGGCCUGUAUGAACGCAUCCGCAGCGAGAUGCUCCACCCCAAGCCCGCCAGUGAUGAGGACGAAGAAGCAAGAGUGUAUGUCGACUCGGCAGCGUUGGCUCGACUGGGAUGCUUCAGCGGCGAUUGGGUCAAAAUUGAAGCUGCAGAACACCACAUGUUGCCUCUCAUGAGUGCCUUUGGAAAUUUGGACGACUCUGCACUUCCGCCGUGGCGACCUGUCAAGGUCUACACGCUGCCAGAAAGCAUGUCUAAACGUCCGCCGAGGUAUCAGGUCUUCUCCAGUCGCAAUCGGAGGGACAGCAUCUCAUCACUGGCUACCAACUCUACAGCAGCGGCCACCAUCUACCUUUCGCCCAUAUUGCUUGCCAAUCUGCAGAAUCCCGCCAACAUCAGCAUGUCUCCCAUGCCAAAGAACAAGAAACCGAGCUUGAAAAGACCAAUGACUCCGAGGCCAACGUCCGUGUCCGCACCGCUCCCUCCCACGGCCUCGGAGGUGACUCUGAGAAAGAUUGUCACCCCGAUAUCUACCGAGCGAUCCCUGAACAACACUCUGUUUGCAAACUUGAAGCAGUAUUUCGAGGAUAAGCAAAGAAUUGUCAAACCUGGCGACGUUAUUGCGAUUCAGGUCGACGAGUCGCUGGGUAGGUCAAUCUACGAAGGCGAAGUGGAGCAAGAUGGCAGCAAUGCUGGUGCUCUGUUAUCAUUCAUGGGAGCGGAAAGCACAGCUCGCGAAAGUCAUGCUGCGAURAAUGUUGCAUGGUUCCUGAUUGAAGACAUCAACGUAACACCGUCGGAGGAGUUCGACGCUCCUGACGCUGACACAUGGGGAGAUGCUGCGUUGAUUGACCCUACCAAGAUGACCAUGCGUCAAUCCGGCGACGACAGGCGUAAAUUACCCGCCGCGUCAAGCAAUACAUGGCAAUACUAUCUCGGCGUGAGAAAAAUGCAAGCAAAACCAAUAUCCGCAAGCGCAGCAACUGGAAUGCCAGAAGCGGCUCGCCCAUACAUUUCCCCACUACAGCGACGUCUUCGGGAGUUGGUGUCCGUCUCAAUCAGUCCGCGUGCAGUCAAGCUGGGAAUGCCGCCGCUGACGGUCCUUGUGACCUCCACCCAGCGGAACAUUGGAAAAGCGCGCACGGUCCAGCGAGCAUGCUCAGAUCUGGGCAUUCACUUUUUCCCAAUCAACGCACACGACAUAGCGUCUGAGGGCGGAGCUGGCUUUGACGUCCAGGCGCAAGGCCUUCUCGCGGCGCGAUGCGAGCGAGCAAUGGAUUGCGGCUCGGAUUUCACCGCGAUUUGCAUCACACAUUUAGAGGUGUUGAAUGCGGAUCGCGCUGCUGCGUCACUUAAAGAGGUGUYGGAAACUUGCCGAGUCUUGAUUGCCACGACUACUGAUAUUGACAAGGUGCCCGAUUCCGUUCGUGGACUAUUCACACAUGAAUUGGAAAUGUCGGCACCUGAUGAGGGCGAAAGAGAAGGAAUACUUCGUGAUAUCGUUACGGAAUCCGGAGUUCCACUCGCACUGGAUGUCGAUCUUGGCUCUAUUGCAGUCAAGACGGCAGCCUUGGUUGCUGGCGACCUGGUGGACGUGGUGGAUCGUGCCAUUGUUGCAAAAGAUGAGAGAUUGGAGAAUCUUGCCUUGGCCAAGUCUGGAGAUGUGAAAGGCGCCAUAACUGUCAAGGACAUCCAACUUUCAGGAGGACCAGCGGCCACCUCGGUUGUUCCGGCAGAUUUUGACGCUGCUGUCGACCUUGCCCGCAAGAACUUUGCAGAUGCUAUUGGCGCGCCCAAGAUCCCAAACGUGCAAUGGUCAGAUGUCGGUGGCCUGACGAACGUCAAAGACGCUGUCAUCGAGACCAUUCAGCUUCCACUGUCCAGACCAGAGCUAUUCGCAAAGGGUUUGAAGAAGCGCAGCGGUAUCCUCUUCUACGGUCCUCCGGGUACUGGAAAGACAUUGCUUGCCAAGGCCAUCGCUACAGAGUUCAGCUUGAACUUCUUCUCCGUCAAGGGACCGGAGCUUCUCAACAUGUACAUUGGAGAAUCUGAAGCAAACGUCCGUCGUGUUUUCCAGCGAGCCCGAGAUGCGAGACCUUGCGCAGUCUUCUUCGAUGAGCUCGACUCUGUCGCACCCAAACGAGGCAAUCAGGGCGAUAGUGGUGGUGUGAUGGAUAGAAUUGUUUCUCAAUUGCUUGCCGAGCUCGAUGGCAUGAGUGAUGGAGAUGAGAAUGGCGGAGGGGUUUUCGUCAUUGGCGCCACUAACCGUCCCGAUCUCCUUGACCAGGCUCUGCUCAGACCCGGACGCUUCGACAAGAUGCUGUAUCUGGGUAUCAGCGACACGCAUGAAAAGCAGGCGACAAUCUUGCAGGCUUUGACGAGAAAAUUCACACUUGAUCCAUCAGUCUCGCUCACGCGUGUUGCCGAGAAGCUUCCAUUCACCUUCACUGGAGCCGAUCUAUAUGCCCUCUGCUCAGAUGCAAUGCUAAAAGCUGUCACUCGAUCUGCUCGAGCAGUUGACGAAAAGGUCAAUGCCAUCAACACAGAGCGCGCCUCGCGUGGUCAGAGCAAGAUCUCAGUCGCGUACUAUUUCGAUCAUUAUGGCUCGGACGAUGACUCGGAUGUUAUGGUCACGGAAGAGGACUUCUACCGCGCCAAGGACGAUCUGGUGCCAAGCGUCAGUGUUGAUGAGUUAAGACACUACGAGCACGUACGAAACACUUUCGAGGGCGCGGCGAAGAGUCACGAGGAGGUUAAAGAGGUGCCCGAGGAAGCUUCCGCCCGCGAAAGCAUUUCCACGCGGGACAGGGCAUCCACGCAGGAUAGUACCUCCACGAGGGACAGUAUCUCCACGCGUCCGGAGGAGGGUCCUGUUGCAUUGGUGCGAAAUUCUAACAGGACAGAGAAGACGGAUCAAAAUGGCUCGGGCCUCCGCUCGAGAGCUAUGGAGGCGCUGAAACGGGCGGCGAAGAGUAAGAGUGGCGGUACCAAUGGCAAUGAGCGCCAUAUGCAUGCAAAUCCAGUACAAGCCCCCGUCAGGGAUGGGGAUGGGGAGGACUAUGUGAUACGCACCGAGCGGCUUUCACUCAAUCGCGAACCGGAAAGGCCGUCUUCGAGCAGGGGAAAGGGAAAGGGGAAAGGUAAAAAUCGGGAUGUGGAAGAAAAUUCUGCUGCUGGAGGCCCGGUACAGGACGGUUACACCAACGGGGGGCAGGGCGAGGAUUUGUAUGAUUAA